AACUUUGGCAUGUCUGAUUCGUGUUUUCCUUCGAUUUAGUCAAAAUUGUAAAUAACACUGAACACACCGUUUUACGUGAAAAUGUCCAAUUUAGUGAGAAGAAUUAUAUCUACCAUAAAGGCUCCUGCACCGUUAGGAGGAGCUCCAUAUAAUCAAGCAGUCGUUUUCAAUGACGUUGUGUAUCUAUCAGGGGUUGUGGGGAUGAAUGCGAAUACCAAUAAAUUGGUGGAUGGUGGAGCAGCAGCUGAAGCCCAGCAGUCGUUGAAGAAUAUCGGCCACAUACUGGAAGCUGCAGGUUCUUCUUAUGCCAAUGUCCUCAAAAGUACGAUUAUGCUAAGAAAUAUUGAUGACUUUGGACCUGUUAAUGAAGUCUAUAAACAAUUUUUCAAAAAAGACUACCCAGCUCGAUCAACAUUCCAAGUUGGUAAACUGCCUAUCAACGCUGCAGUUGAAAUCGAAGUGAUCGCAGCCAUUGGUAAUAUAAAAACAGUAACUUCAAAAUUGUAGAAAACUCAACUUGUCUUUAGAAUUUAUAGGAUGUAACGACCACUGAUUUCGUCUGUAAUAAAAGCGAUAUCUACAAA
Messenger RNA from Leptinotarsa decemlineata (Colorado potato beetle), 584 nucleotides. It is a transcript of the gene UK114, whose product is annotated as reactive intermediate imine deaminase A homolog UK114. Gene Ontology annotation, cellular component: mitochondrion; cytosol. The record is from RefSeq and is a predicted model, not a curated record. NCBI's taxonomy places the organism in Eukaryota, Metazoa, Arthropoda, Insecta, Coleoptera, Chrysomelidae. Gene Ontology annotation, molecular function: deaminase activity.